AUGAAUUUGCUAUGUUUCUCUUCGAAUGAUAAGGAUCAAGAAAUGUCGGCUCAAGAGGACUUCCUGAAGCGUCUGGAGAAUGUAACUAUCCGUCUCGAAGCAAUUUCCGGACAAAAACCUGCGCUCGCACCGAAACCAACCAACUUGGGAGCAUCGAGUGAACCGUCAAUCCCUCCUUCUUCUCCUCAUCGCAAAGUGUUUUACAGCAAAAGAGAGUCGUUUUUCUGUUCAUCCUGGGGACUUGCCUCUCAACUUGCAUGCUCUUCGCCUCUUCCCGUCGCCGAUGGAUGA
This is a messenger RNA of Caenorhabditis remanei, 291 nucleotides long. RefSeq lists its product as uncharacterized. Bases 1 to 291 code for a protein of 96 amino acids. The record is from RefSeq and is a predicted model, not a curated record. The transcript has 3 exons. NCBI's taxonomy places the organism in Eukaryota, Metazoa, Nematoda, Chromadorea, Rhabditida, Rhabditidae.